GACUGAGCGUCUCGUCUCAGCGGACAGAGCAGUCUCUGGUCUCUGCAGUUACCUUCAGCCCGGCCAACAUGCCUUACUGACUCAUGUUCCUUUUCUCUUCUCGCGAUGCUCGCUGGCUCGGUAGCGACCAGCAUGUAGUCAGCUCGGCUUUCCUACCUUGCCUCGCAUGGUCUAACACUUGGGCCUAACACUACUUCACACUACUUACAGGACUUAGCCGCUUCCUCGGACUCACCCCACAAGUGAUGUGAUACACCAUAACUUAUCAUCGAAAUCAAAACAAAAACAGUGGCUGUUAGUGUGAACCAUAAAAAUUUAUUAUAGGUAGUGAUAGUGUGUUGUGAACUCUGCGUUUUUCCUGCUCUGCUCUGAUAGUUGCCUACACGGGACUUGUACGGCGCAACUGUCUAAACACAGGACAUACUCCGCCGACCAAACAUGGUUCCAAGUGCAAGUGACUCUUAUACUUAAGCAACAAAUAAGCUAUAAACGAAACUGACUGGCGGAUGUCUUCUUCUUCUAGGCUAUAGACACAUCGAUAUUCACAACAACAAAACAAUACGCUGAGCUACAUGAAUGAACUUGAAGAAUUGGGAACACAUUGAGAAUCUCUUACGAUGCUUUAACGUUUUGAUUGGACAAAAACUCCCAAAGCAGUUUUAAAUUAAGAUAAAAACGGACUUUAACUGGAGGAAAAGAGAAUUCACGAUUCCGGGAAUAGGGAAUAGGGUCGCAGCAUGGCCGAGUAGAGGGGGUCAGGCUACGUCAGGCCCCUACCACGAGCCAAGGGGACGGAGCCCUCGGCCAAUCACAGGCGGUUUCUCUUAUGAUGUCAUCAGAAGAGGAAGCCGACUGUUUCGGAUUGUACAGCGACAAGCUAUUGAAGAAAGCAAAGCGGUCCAGACAACGCGUGGACGCGGGUGAGCCGCGCAACAGCUACUCCUCUAUUCCUAACUUCAGUUCGCGUCCGACCUUCCUCGCCGCCGGAUCGCUCUACAGUGCAUUGUUCGGCCACCAGCUGCACCAGCAGUACGCAGCCGCUGCAGCCGCCGCCACUGCAGCCAACCCUGCUGCUGUUAACACCAUGCUUAACGAAUUGUUCGGUCGACAGGUGAAGCGAGCAGACGCCGCCUCCACGCCAGCCGACGCCAUGAUGGCCGUCGACUCAGCCUCGGCCACCGCCACCGCCAACUCGGACGCCGGGCCGCCCGGUGCCACCGUCAACUUCGACUGCCUGAAUGCGGCCGCCGCAGCUGCAGCCGCCGCUGUGCUGCGACGUGGAGGCCUCGACCCUGAGGACGGGGGCAGUCCGCCUCCCGGUGACGUCGCCCACGCCCACAACAUGCUCAGAGAUAUCCUGCAGGGCCGCAAAGAGCUGUUUGCCCUGGAGCAGGGUGUCAAGGCAGUAAGUGUCGGAGGCAACGGCCCCACCUCCCCCGACAUCAGCAACAAUAACAACAACAACAAUGACGAAUUAAAGACUUCUGAUACGGGCAACGACUCGAUAAACGACAACGUAGAUGCGGGUGCGGCCAGCGACUCGGAUGUUGCCGACGGCCCGGUUGGCGCCAGCAUCAACGGAAUAGCUGACGACGACGACGAGCCCGCCUCCGCCCUCGAUGACGACCUCAGUGACGCCGGCAAGCAGCCCGAACUCAUGGACGACGACUCCGACCCCUCGCCCUGUGCUUCUCCCGGCUCUCAGCCGGCCUCACCCUCCGACCUCAACAAGGACGACCUCCUCGACGAGCCCAACUCCGCCAAGGAUUCAUCCAACCGGACCGGUGUUACAAUCGAAUUGAAACGUGCACGAGUUGAAAAUAUUGUGUCAUCUAUGAGAGCUAGUCCUUCUUUGCCUACACAAGUGAAUGGGUGUAAAAAACGUAAACUUUACCACCCCCAACAACAUGAUAACAGUGCAGUGGAACGUUAUGCAGCUGGACUUGGAAUUGCAACCCUCAUGGAUGAGGACGAUGACGACGAUAUCGAACCUCACGAAAUCAGACAGAAGAGGGAAGAAAAGGAUUUACUAAAAAAUCAACUACGAUCCAUGCAAGAGCAGUUAGCUGAAAUGCAACAGAAAUACAUGCAAUUGUGUACUAGGAUGGAUCAAGACAUGUCUGAGUGCCAGGAUACCGAGGAUGUAACAAGUGAUCUCGAACCUGAUGGAAAUAGUUUAUCACUUCCUGAAAAACCUCCUUCAAAUAAUCCUCCUACAACUCCUCCUAAAGAUACCACGCCCGUCGCUUCUUUGACACCAGCUGUCGUACAGCCUGUCAUGUCACCGGCUGUCUCGAAAAUCCUCACAGCUAAAGCUCAUCCUCCACCUCAUCAUAUGCAUCCAUCUCUACCUCUACCUCCCGGUUUCAACGGUGCUCUAUCCUUAUUCCAGCAACAGGUGCUACAAGAGCAGCAUAAUCAAGGGCCUAUCCCUCCACCCUCACAUCACCACCAUCACCCUCACCACCACCCUCAGCUGCCUCACCACGCUCUCAGCAACGCAGCUGCAGCCAUCUACCUGGGUGCCAGUCACAAGCUAUACAUGGAGGAGGCCAGGAUGGCCAAGGAAGCUGCCAUGGCUGCCGAACACCAACAACAUCUCAGUCAACAACAACAUGGUGUCACUCAUCACUUGCAACAGUCACAGCCUCCUCAGCUGCCACAACAUCCUCACCAACAACAGCAACAGCAGGUGUUGUCCAGUCACGCUGCUCAGCAGCCUCCGCCUCCAAGGCCCGAGCACACACCUCCUACUCCUACACAACAACAGCAACAACAACAAGGUACUCAAGUGCAAAUUCCUCCUACCAAUAAUCAAAAUACUCAUCCUCACAGUCAAACUCCAAAUCCAUUGCAUCCUCCUUCGACUCCUACACCAACCAGCCAGCAACCUCCCCAACAGCAGUCUCCUCCCCAAGUUCCUCCCCAUUCCAAGUCAGUGAACGAGUUCUCAGAGCGUCUAUCCCUGUUGAGAAAUAGUGCACUAUCGCAUCCAGUUUCUGGAACCGAUUUAGAAGGACUUGCUGAUGUGUUGAAAACUGAAAUUACAUCUUCACUGAGUGGAUUAAUUGAUUCGAUAAUGGCUCGGUUUCUACAACAGAAGAGAUAUUAUGGAAAACAAUCAGAAGUGGCAGCUGAACAACUCAACAAGGACUUGUUACUUGCUUCACAGUUGUUGGAUAGGAAAUCGCCAAGGGCGAAAGUUGUGGAUAGAGGGAGUAACGGGUCGGCAGAGAGGAUGAACGGACCGACGCCGUUGAACGGAAUGACAUUACCACCCACAGCACCUCCUCGAGUGAACGGUACAAUGUAUGGAUCACUACCAGCCAGUGUAAAUCCUAAUUCGAACAACUGCAAUGGAAAUAAUAAUGUGAAUGUGAAUACUAGUAGUAAUAACACUAAUGCUAGUAAUAAUAAUCCGGAGAACAAUAUAAAUACAAUGAACUUGCAACACGUGAGACCGUCACCGAACUCGGCACUAUUCCAGCCUCCAAAGCCGCCAAUGAGUCAGAUUAACUCAGCUGCAGCAGCUCUGUAUUCGUCGAUGGCUGGGCAUCCGUUCCACAUAGCAGGAGGUGAUAGUCGUGAAGGAGUUCCCGAACAGAACGAGGCGCUCAGCUUGGUGGUAGCGCCGAAAAAGAAGCGACACAAGGUGACUGACACGAGGAUCACGCCGAAGACAGUGUGCAGGAUAUUGGCACAAGAUGGAGUGACAGGACAGCCGCAGGAGGCGGCCACAGCGGCAGCGGGGAAGGUGUGUGGUUUGAACGGAACGGAGAGUCCGCCACCGCCGCCUCCACCACCUAGGGCCUACCAUCCACCGCCCCCACCAAUGCUUCCAGUGUCAUUGCCGACUUCAGUGGCGAUUCCGAAUCCGAGCCUGCAGGAGUCACAGGUGUUCUCUCCAUACUCGCCGUUCUACCCCCAACAGGGGCCUCCGCCGCCUCCACCGCCCCCGCACUCGUCAGCCGGCUCGCCGGUCAUGGAGAUGCGAGACAGCAGUCCUCCACUGCCCCUGUCGCACCCGCUCUCGCACCCGCCAACCAGCAUGCUGCACCCUGCCCUGUUGGCCGCAGCCGCACAGCACGGUGUGCCAUCCCCGGACUACGGCAGUCUGCGGUCCGGGUCGGUGCAUCCGACUGCCGACACCGCUGAUCGCAACUCAGACAACUCGGCCGACCUGCCCUAUGACGGACUUGGACCUACAAUAUCCUUUUUUGGCUAUCCUGAUAUAAAGCACUCAGCGCUAUCUGUAUUCUCGCCUUCAAACUACGAUUACUACGAAAGCUACAUUGCAAGAGACUCCUUGACUCCAUCGUACUCGUCAACUCUGACUCCCAUGCACCUGAGGAAGGCCAAGCUGAUGUUCUUCUGGGUUCGCUACCCCAGUUCGGCCGUUCUCAAGAUGUACUUCCCCGACAUCAAGUUCAACAAGAACAACACCGCUCAGCUCGUCAAGUGGUUUUCCAACUUCAGGGAAUUCUACUACAUUCAGAUGGAAAAGUACGCCAGACAGGCUGUUAGCGAGGGCGUGAAGAGCGCCGAUGAUCUACACGUUAGCGGCGACUGUGAGAUAUAUAGAGUGCUCAAUUUGCACUACAACAGGAACAACCACAUUGAGGUAUGCGGCCCACAGGUGCCACAAAACUUCAGGUACGUCGUGGAGCAAACACUGCGCGAAUUCUUCAAAGCGAUCCAGUCUGGAAAGGACACCGAACAAUCGUGGAAGAAGUCAAUCUACAAAAUAAUCUCGAGGCUCGACGACCCUGUUCCCGAAUACUUCAAGUCACCCAACUUCCUCGAGCAACUCGAGUAAGAGAGAAAGCUAAGUAGUUCUUAGCUAAGAUACGCUCAGACUGUUUGUUCCUGUUUCUGUUCCUGUUGUGAUGGUGAGCUAAUCUGUAAACUGUUUUGUGUGACCGGUGACCGGACUUGUACUAUUGUUUAGUGACAGCUGCAGCUACUGCGCAACUCACCGGCCACAGUCAUGCGGUACCCGGCAUUCUGAGCGUGAGAGAGUCAAUGUUACUAUGUUGUGUGAAUGAUUUAUGAAUGUGAGUGUGUGUAUUAUGCGUAGGUCGCCUACCGCACCCGCACUACCGGACUGUGUCAAGUGAACACUACCCGUUCAUGUACAGAUUAUUAUUAUUACUAUUAUUGUCAAGAUACUAUUACACUUACAGUAUUGUUUUUGUUCGAUUUGCGGCGAGAGAUAACACGGCAUUGAGAUUUGGAAUCUAGUUUAGAUGUCUAUCAAAUAGACUUUUACCUAAGGUUGUAAAAAAUUAUAAAUAACUUUUUCCUAUUAAAUUAUUUAUCAGAGUUAUUUCAAAUAAGAAAAUUAUAUACUACAAUUAUUUGGCUUGACUUGUCAUGUUGGCUAUUGAAAUUUUGCAGAUAUUUUAUUACAAAAAAAUAUGAAAGUUAUUUUUUGGAAGUUUAACGAAAAAAUUGUACAGUUCCCAAUGAAAUCUCUCCGCCAAGUGUUUAGCUCCUUUCCUUUUGUACAAAAAUCUCAUAAUUUCUUAGCGUAAAUUAAAUAUACGGAUUAAAAAAAUAUUAUAUAUUGAUUUAAAAUUAUAUACUUUUAUAUAAAAAACGUUUAGGAUAUUAUGACAUAUUUAUUAUUUUGUUCGCCAGUUACCAUGAUGCGUAAUCAAGCGGACGUGGAUUUAUGAUAUAUUAUUUUAAGACAAAAUUAUAUUCAAUUUUGUUUUAAUGUGUUUAGUUCGUUAGAUAGUUAUAUUACUAUACACAAGUGUUUUCAUAGGAGUAUAAUCACACCGAUGAUCAAAUAUAUAUAAAUAUAAUUAGAGAUAAUAUAUACAAAAUUAUAUCACUCGCAUCUGCCCGUAAUGACAAUGACUUUUAAAAAAAUUGUUUUGAAUCAUUUAAAUUCUAGCGGUAGAAAUUGUAAUUUUAAAGAAAUUGUUAUUGUUGACAGCAUUCGUGUGAUUAUAUUCCUCCAUGUGUGCACUAGUCCAAAAUAACGAGUAAAGACUGUUUGUAUUUUAUUUGUUUACCUGAAAAGUAAAUAAAUCAACAACAAAUAAUAAUAAGUUGUACCCCUGUGCCCCUGUGCGGCUGCUAAUCGAAAAACAAUGAUGGGUUUCACAUGUUUAUAUAAACCAAUCAUGAAAUAAUGUCACGUGUCUCUUCCUCGCAGCAUUCUCAGCAACCUAAUGAUCAAUCACUUUCAAGCAGUUUUGGAGAAAUGUUGCACUUCUUAAAAAAACUCUCAAUUUGUUUGCAUUCAAUUGCAUAUUAUAGUGAGUAAUUAAAACUUAUUAAUCUAUCAUAUAAAUCACAUUAUUAAAACUAUCAAUAUAAUUUCUCCAUCAUCAAUCAUUAAAAAAUUAAUCAUAACUAAUAUCAUUAUUAAGUUUGUUAAAAUCACAACUGAUCAUGUGUUAAUCACCAUAACCAAGUAUUUGAUCAAAAUAAUAUUGUAAAAAAGCAAUAGAUAUGAAUGAUACUCUAUGAAAAUUCCAGCUCAUUGCUUGUUACACAUCAAACUUUCGAUCAAUAUCUGUAGGUAUAGUUUCCUCCCAAUAACAAGGCAACAAUCUGCAACACUGAUUAGGGUUUUAAAUGUUUGAUGCAACAAGAGGCCUCUACAAACAUGGAAAAUCCCUCAACAUCAUCAUCAUCAUCACUCGUGUUUGCACAUAAUGAUACAGAACAAUGCUUCUAAUGUUAUGUAUCAUUAAUAAUCCAAACCUUAUUAUUGCUAUGAAACUAUCGAGUUUUUUAUUUUAUAAGUGAAAAUAUUUUUUGUUUUUCAAAUGUCGCGUAUCAAAUUUUAAUGGGAACCCCGUUAAAAAUGUCCUCAAAAUUAUCAAUUUUUGGUUUGAUAUUAUCAACAAAGCAAAAUCAUGAGGACGAUCGCGAUAACGGAUUUAAACACCAUUCGAAUCAAAUCUACAGCCGGCAAGUGCAAUGGUGUCUAGAUCCGUUACGAUCGUCGCCACUCGGCAAGGUAUUGAAAUAUCAAAAUUGUUGUUGUGCAAAACAUUCAGAGUUCUCAAAAUUACCACCUGAGCGAUUACGAAAGACGAACCGCAUUAUAAUAUCGAUGAUUGAAUGUGUGGUGUGUCAGUCAACAAACGUGAACGCAUCACAGAAUCGUUCUGCACAAGAAUAGCACAAUAUAUGUACUCUUGCACCGGUGAUAAUAUUAUUAAUAUGAAUAAAAUAUAUGCAACUGAUUAAAUUGAAAAAUAGAACAGAUAUACAUAUUUUUUUAGUUUGUACGUUUUUCCCUCCGAUGUCGAGCUGGAAUCGCUUUCAUAAAGCGGACACCCGACAGAGGGGAUGGUCAUCUUACAAUAAACAUUACUUUGUCUAGUGGAGUAAUAGUUUGUAAAUGACUAUCGCUAACGGAUGCACAAGUAUAACCCCGCUACUUACAUAGCAAUAGUAUUAUUUUUUAUACAAUACAGUAGAAUACAGAUAACAGUAAAUCAUAGUGCUCAAUCUAUGAUCCGAUUAUCCGAACGUUUGGUCAGCUGCAUAAAUAUUAAUUAGAAGAGUUUAUUAUGCGUAUUCUUUGGAAGGCAAUGGAGGAACUUGCUAUCCACUCUUUAUUUGCAAGACAAUAGACACAGACAAUGAACCGUAACCAAGGAUUGGCCGACUUACGCGCGCGAGUUAGCCAAACAUUGGCGAGACGUACUCCAACUCCAACCAACAGAGAAGAGGAGAUCUCCCCAACCACCGCCCCACCCCUAGGGCCCCACCCUGUCCACCCCCAGGAUCCAUUCAAAGCAAAUCAAUAGUACAGACACACGUGGAGUGCGAUCGCAGCCACAUAUGCCAGUUCAUUGAGUUGAGACUAGAUAAAUGUUUCACUGCACGAUUAUUUUACUGAUGAAAUGAGAGGAUUCAACGUUCCUUAAUACAGCCUCAGUGAUGACAGAUUAAACUGAACAUGCUCAUAAGGGACUCCAAUUAUUAAAAUAACAAAUGAGAAGCCGCCAUUCAAAAUUCACUCUAGUCUUUAACUCCAGAAGUUACUCUUGCAAAAGAUUUCAUUGUUCGAUAAGUGAGCUAGAGAAUACGAUUUUUAUACUGAACCAAUACAGACACAAGUAGACUAAUUUUAAACUCGAAAACUUUUAUAAGCUUAUAAAGCAAUUACGCUGAAAGCGGUACGGUACUUCUAUCUCGCCCCAAUGAAGUUAUUUGCGAUCAAUGUAACUUUCAAAAUUUACUCGUCUUUUAAAUAAUAAUGCCAUUCUCUGUUCUUUGUUGCUCAGAUGAAAAUUAUUGUUUCGACUUCUAUCAAUACCAAAUAUCUCAGGGUUCUCUCAACCCCCCACUCAAUCGGCAUAUAACUAUAAUAACAUAUAAUUCAAACAAUAAUAAUUUUACUAAAAUCGCGCUUCGUUACUUUUCAACAUUGGGCUUAUUCGAAACAUUUAUAAGAGAUAUCAUCAACUCAAUCAUUUCAAAUAAAAAAACGUCAAGGAAGACAUUUUGUUGUAGAAACCGAGAUUUCCCCAACAGCAAAAUCGGUCCAAAAAUUUACCAAAUCAUAUUGUGUUUAACACACGGUUCAUAUUUCCAAGUACGAUAUCCAUUACUUAAUUUCUCUCAAAUACAAAAUCAUAUCAUUUUAUUAUUUAUUUCUCCUCAAUAACAAAUAAUUCUCAUCAAUUUUCAUUCAUCACUAUACAAAUUGAUUUUACAUCAUCAAAUAAUCACAAUUAUAUACUCACAAAAAAAAUUAUAUUACAAGAAUAAUUCACUCUACUCCUCAAAAACCCUAAAUCCUCAAAUAAUUUUCAAUGUAGAUUAAAUUUUCUUGUGAUUAUUCUUUCCUGCAGUAUAAUAUCUCAUCAUAAUACAGAAUAAUUUCUCAAAAAAAUCUAGUUCAUUCUAAAUUAGAUAAUAUUUUUCAACUAUUUUUUCUCAAAUUACGUCACAUUCUCACGGUAUAUCACUUAGACAUUUCAAAUGUUUUUUUUAAGUAAAUUCUUAGAUGAAGACUGCAAUGCUAUUCGUAAAUGAUGUGCACAAUUAUCAUCAUCCAAGACUGCUCUCAAUUCAUAAACUUCAAUCAUUCAUGUUUACUACCGUAUCACUAGGAUAGAAAAACUAAUCAAUAAACUUUUUAACAAUCAAUUUGGUAUUCAAUAUGAGCUUUAUGAAGGAAGUUCAUUCGAAAUCAACCCUAGUAGAAUAAUAUAUUGGAAUAGUAUUUAUUAGAGAAUUUUAUUAUUAGGAAUGAUGAUUUACUAAGAAGAUAGCAAUUGAAAGAGAACUGUUUCAUCAUUGAGAGCUAGAAUGCUGCGUUGGAAGACACCACUGAUAAAAUAUACUAUGAGAGACGUCAAUGAAAUGUGUCAGGCUUAUAAAUAAAUCUUGUACAAUUAUCAUUGUAAUUAAAUAAAUUGUAAUAUAUUACUACCACACAUUUUUUGUUACAUUAUAUUUGGGUCACUUGUACUGCACUUUAUUUAGAAUAAUUUUAUGUUUUAUAUUAGUUUCAUCACCUGAUCUCACCUAGAAAAGUCUAGUUUCAUUGUUUUAUCAUUUCCAUUAUUAUUAUAAUUUUGCAAUUUCUUAUUAUUAUAAUCGUAUUAUUUAUAUUUAUUUAAAUAUUCACAACUCCUUACUUUUAAUUUGUAAAAAGUUUUGUUUAUGGUGUGGUGAGUUAUUCCUAGUCAAAUACAACGUUCAUUUAUUACAUCUGAUGGUUCUAUGUGUGUUAUCAUUGUAAACUAAUUUCCAUAUGUUUGUAGUGUGUGUUUGAUGCGGUCUGUCAGACCGACUGUUCGGUCUGGCAGCCAGAGUCGAUCUCAAGUUACUCGCAGUGGAUUGGAUAACAAAGAAACUUGCAUUCCUCCUUGACUAGUUGUGAUAUAAGUACUAAAUUAAAAGUUUUACACUGCUACUACUAUUAUAUAGCCUACGACAUGCAAGAGAUUUUGAUACCAGCAUUUCAAGUACCGAUAGUAAUGUAAUACUAAUAACAUUGAUGACGAUUAUUACGACGAUGAAUGGAUAAUAAAACGUUACAAUUACAACCCACUUUUGUAAAAUUUUAACGUAGAAGCUUGAUACUAAUAUGAAAAAGAAAAAGCGAUGAUAUUUUCACACAUCAAAUUGGAUGCUCUUAAGAUUAGUGUGUCGAAUUGUGAACAUUUUGUACAGUAAACUUUAGGGGUUAUAUGAUUAAAAAUAUUGAAUUUAAUAUUUAAAUGAAAUGAAUAUGUGUUUAUAUUUAAAAAAAUAAGAUGAAAUAAUUUAAUGAUAUUAUAUAGACUACUUUUACGAAGUGUUUGUGCUUGGGUUCCAAUCGAAAGUGCUAGGCAAAUAGUAACAACAAAGCAGUGGACAAAAUAUUGGGACCUUCACAUCGCAAGUAGGCUAUGUAACGCCCAACAUCAGGAGCCAGGAGCCUUUUGCCAACUUUCAAACAUCUCGUUGGCAAUAAAAUGCUCCAAAAGUCUCUAAGAACCUCCUCCCCCCCUCAAUAACCCCUCUGCCCCGCACCUCCCUCACCAGGCUAAUUCACAGUUUAGCCAAUAAUAAUUAGAUAGUUGUCCGACCCAACAGAAACCGAGUACUUUGUACAGUCUAUAAGGAAAGCAGCGUAAACAGUUUACAGAUCUGUCAUUACGGUAUCUUAGUUUCUUUAAUAAAGCAUUCAAACUAGUGUAAAGCUCCACACAGAUCUAAUCAACUGACAACAAUAAUAAUAACAAGAAAGAUCAUCAACAUCUUUGACGGAGAUAGCGGCGUCAAAAUCGUAUAUUAUUAUUGUUGUUAUUAAAACAGUAACUCAGAAAUAAUACUACAAUCCGCCGGUGUUAUUUCAGCAUGGAGAAGGCCGAGGCAGAGCCAACAACAAUAUUGUAAAAUAUUUAUUACGAUACUAAUAAUGAUAAUAUUUUUAUCUUCACUUUUAAGAAAAGCUGGUACUAUGUUAGCUAUUGUAUCAAUCACCUACCAACAAUAAUCAUGGUUCUUCUUAGUAUCAGUUGACACAAUGAUGGUUUCUAUGUAAAUUUCUUUGAUAAUAUAUAUUAACAAUGUAGGAUAAUAUUAACGUGUAAUAGUUAUUAAUUUGGCUCUGUCUCGUGCCUGACAAAUCCUUACGUAUUCAAUAAUGAUUUCAAAUGGUAGCAAAACAGUAGCAGGUCACACACAUACAUGCAGAUGAUAGAUUCAACGAUGAUGUUCAAAGUCGUCGAAACAAUUUGAUGAGCUGGAUAUUGUGAGGAAGAGAUGGCCCAUGACCUAGUGUGCAUUCAUUCGUUGGUGAGACUACACUUGCAUUUCAGUUAGCAGUUUGAGUUGGAAUUUGUAACUACAAACUUGUCAAGUGACUUGUGAAUGGAAAGCUGCACGUUUCUAAAAGUCAGCAACAGUCGCUUUCUGGUGAAAAUUAUAAACCAUCAUGAGAUCAACAUUGAACAACACUGAGUGAACAGCAUUUUGUUGAUUGUGAAAAUAUUGGCAAAGUCAACAUCGGCUUGAAAUCUUCAAGAUGUGAAGAUCUGAAAUAGAGCACCAAUUCUCCAAUGUUGGAUAACGUGCUUCUCCUCACACAAGCUCAGUCAAACAAAUAGUUAUUGAACUUGUCUCAAUUCAUAGUUAACAACUCGAAUGUGUCACUGCACUGCCUUUCAUUUUAGCAGGCAGCUAGAGCUAUCCAACAUUUUUACUUACCGUACACUAUUGCAGGGACUAGGCUACCUCUUACCAUCUUCCAACUAGUCCCAUUUAGGACGACGGCAAGUCACUCUGUCUCCAUACUUUGAUACAGAAAUCAAUCUACACAUUGUGACCCCAAUAACAUUGAAACACUUCGAAUCAGGUUUCAAGUUUACAUUAACCACUUAUUUCAUGGAUAAACAACGUCAAAAGAUUAUUUCAAAUAGAACAAGAAAAUGUCUGUACGAUCUAUUAUAGUUUUAUUACAGAAACAGGGAUGUUGUAAAUAUUAUACUUGUGAGAAAACUAUAAUAUGCAUUACAGUUCAAGUACUGUUGAAUAGUGUAAUGGUGAUGAGUAAUAUUAUAAUGAUUAUUAUGGUUGCAACUGUAACGAGUUGCACAACAAUAUUAAGUAUUUCAAUAAUAAAUGGUGAUUUGGUUUUAUGUCUGUUUCUGUUAGAUGGUGAUUCUAUAAAUAGUAGAUAGAUGGAGUUCUGUAUCAAACUUAUUAGGGAUAGAGGAUGUUUGGGGAAUGUACGAGUAGAGAUGACGAGAAGUUGGUUAUGAAUUUGCUAUGAAUUGAGUCAGGCACACCACUCAGCACCCAGCCAAUAAAUAACAACAACAACAACAAAAUUCGCCAAUCGAGGCGACAUUCUUGUUUAUAUACGUAAUUUAACUUUUGAUUAUGACUGUAUUUUAUAUAAUAAUAAUAAUUGAAGUUGACGGAUUUAGUUGGCCGAUCUAGUGGUCUCGUCUCCACCAGCUCCUCUGUUCCAUUGUUAUCCAUUGUAAUUGUUGCCCCAGUAGUCUUACCGAUUUCUUAUUAAUUAUGGCUGUUGUAUAGCGAAUUGGAGGCGUGCGCGGUGAGUGCGCGCGAUGUGUGCGCGCCCACUGCGCGCUUCCUGCGAACACGACGGCAUUGGCAUUGCUGAAGGAAGUAAUGUUUGUUUCAGUGGGUGGUUUGUAUCUCAUAAAUCUAUCUAUUUAUCCAUACGAGACGCCAGUCUCGCAGCAACUAACUUUUAACUUUAGUUUCAACUUUUACAGUACGAUACAGAACUCAACUAACAUAACGAUGAUAAUAUAAUUGGCAAUUGGUUUUCAGCUACUCUAUUCAUUUCGAUUAGAACAUUCUCGGAUAUUAAUAAGGUAUACAAUUUCAAACGUUCAGGUGUAAUUAAGGUUCAGUUCAACUUGCACACAAACCAUUGUUUCGGAGCCGCUGUUAUCUACUUCCGAUCAUCAAAGGGUGCUGCUUUUAUUCAUUUCUCUCCCGAUUAAUCCGACGUUUAUUUACUCACAAACUACUCCCGCCCUUGUUAUGCUUAAUUUUUUCCUAGCAAUUUUUAUCAUUUACAGAACAAAGAUCAAUCAAUGUCUUGGCAAAGUUUAGGAAUCCCCUUGUUCAAAAAAAUUAUAAAAAAGGUCCCUGUUCACACAAGAGUACAAGCUUAUUAAAAAAAAGCACCUUCGCGCCUUAUCUUAUUAAAAUAUCGUUAAGCCAAAAAGUGAAAAAAAUUGUGUGUAAUUUUUAACCAAAAUCUGCCUUAAAUUCUAUAUUUUCUUAUAUAUGACAAAAAAGAAAUUUUUAACUACUUAGUGUUAAUGAGUUGCUGUAGAAGAAAAAAAUUCACGUGUUUUGGAAAGCAUAUUAUAUUGUGUUCAUAUUUUUUUAAAUUUCUGUUAUGGAAGUAUAUACAUGUAUUCCAUUAUGAUUUGCAUUCGCUAACCACAACCGUAAUACAAUAUUAUUAUAAUACGAUAUAUAUCUGGUUAUAGCCAUGAGCUCAGUAUUAGUAAUGUUAAAAUAUACAGGAUGUUUUUGUUUCGCGUACUUCUAGUCCGUAUUUUAAGAUAGUCAGUUCAUUUUUGAGUGUUGAAGAUGUAGUAUAUGUUCCCUGUUGGUCCAAACAAUUUUAGCGUUGUGAAACUUAUCCAGGCCUAAGUUAAUUUGUUAAGGCAGUCUCAAACACUCCCAGACCCCAGCCAUGCCAACCUCACACAACAUUUAGAAAUUCUCACAACUUCAUAACGGUUUGAUCCAAAUGAAAUCUCGAUUAGAGAGCGUAAUACAGUUUUAAAUCCUUUACAAGCUUGUGUCUUAAAAAAAUAACUCCUGAUCUGAUAAUGUUUAUCAAAUAAUACUCUUAUAGAAUAAUAAAUUCAAAUCACACCAAGAUUUCAGAGUUAUUGCAAUAACACAAAGCUUUUGAUAAUCUUCCAACAAAAUUUCCGUAUACGAUUUUUCAAUCGACCUCUUUUCCUACUAAGAGGAAAACCUACUUGCUAAUAACAAACUUUUCCCAUUCAAAACUACAAGUUUCUGGUGGAAAGAUGUUCUUAUUCCAUCAACUUAUUUCAUACUUAUAUAUUCAUGAUUCAAAAUUGUUUCAAAAAUAAAAACGUCCAAUUGUAUAACACAUAUUCAUGGUGAAAAAUCAAUGGAGUUGUUAUGGAAUUUUAUAAAAAUCAUUUUCCAAGAACAAAUGUGAAGUGUGAAGCUCUGCAAUAUAAUAUCAAGCAUUGAGAGUGAUACUAAUAAACGUUCAUAUAGUAUUCAAUCUUGAGAGUUGAUCCUAUCAAUGCUUGCUCAUGUGUUUCAGGUGUCUACAUAUUUGAUAAUACUUGGAUUAUACAGUGUCAAAUUUAAUAAAACUCGAAGGUUUUGCAAAUCAUUGUAACCAAUGUAAAAGGUCAAAAUAAGGUUGACUAUGGUUGGCAUCGGCUAUAUUUAUUACUAUUGGUUUUAUUGAUUGAUAAUGGUUCGUUCAUUUGUUGAUAUUGUAAGCUUUUUAUUGGUGUCUGUGUAUUAUGGUCUAGGGAGUGUUCUGUUGUACAAUACUUCCAGUUCUUGUUAUUUUAUCUUGUUAAACAUGUAGCCAAAUGAUUGCAGACCCUGUCGAAUUUCGAUUGUAUGUUCUCAAAUGACUGAAAUAACCAGAAAAUUUUUGUUUAAAUUUCUUGAUGAAAAAAUGGACAUUUUAUGCACAACAUACAGGAUUGCAAUAGUAUGAAGGCAACUCAAAAUCUUAAUAAUUACUGCAGUUAUAAAAAAUUGUGAUACGAAAUCCAGUUUGAUUUUCGAUACUCCAUUCAUUCCAAAAAUACACACAAAGGGCCAUCUCGUCCGAUCUAAAGUGCCUUCAAUCACAAAAAUUGAUUUUUUUAGAAAAUGAUAAAAUCGGCCCUACAUAGACCGUUGGCGCAUAACCAAAGCAUGCAAGCCGAAUUCGACAGGUCUGCAAUUGAUCGCAAAACAUUCGCUUCACGACGCUCUCCCACUUAAAAUAAGAUUGUUAUUAUGCUGACAGUUAUUCUGUUUACCUUAACUGGUAAUAUAUUAAUAUUAUUAUUACGACAAUUUCAUUAAACAGAUUAUUGUUUCAUUUUGUUUUGAAAUAAUAUUAAGAACAAUGUACUUCAUGUAUUUACAACAUAACAGUUUGCUGAUGUCUUGCAUGCUUCAUUGGUAUAUUAGUCACAUCUCUGUAUUGUAGGAAUACAGUAUCAAAUAAGAUUCUAAACAAUCA
Messenger RNA from Nilaparvata lugens (brown planthopper), 15199 nucleotides. RefSeq names its product homeobox protein prospero. Gene Ontology annotation, biological process: regulation of transcription by RNA polymerase II. The record is from RefSeq and is a predicted model, not a curated record. Gene Ontology annotation, molecular function: DNA-binding transcription factor activity, RNA polymerase II-specific; RNA polymerase II cis-regulatory region sequence-specific DNA binding. Gene Ontology annotation, cellular component: nucleus. The transcript is spliced from 10 exons. NCBI's taxonomy places the organism in Eukaryota, Metazoa, Arthropoda, Insecta, Hemiptera, Delphacidae. Bases 827 to 4816 code for a protein of 1329 amino acids.